Messenger RNA from Saprolegnia diclina VS20, 997 nucleotides. RefSeq lists its product as hypothetical. The coding region runs from base 85 to 810 and encodes 241 amino acids. The record is from RefSeq and is a predicted model, not a curated record. The transcript is spliced from 3 exons. Lineage: Eukaryota; Oomycota; Saprolegniomycetes; Saprolegniales; Saprolegniaceae.
GAUAAAAAGUCUGGCUCAAGUGUUCAGAGCGUUUUUUGCAGUCGCCUAGUUCUCCGAGGGUUGGCGACCACGCGUAAGAUCUCCAUGAUGCUGAUGAACUGCAUGAUGCUCCCUGCAACCGAGUCGACGAUGGUCAUGGGCGGCCUCGCCGACGACGCCUGCAGCCUCGGCGGGACAACUCCCCUCGACUUUGCCUACGACGGCGCGCCGUCGACGCACGCCGAGCUUGUCGCUGCCGCGUCGACGAUCGACGCAUGCUGCAGCCCCGCUGCCGUGCGCCGGGGCGGCGAGGGUACGCGCAAGAACCUCUGUAUAUGCGUCGACGACGUUGCGGCGCGCCUCGGCGCCAUCGACAACAACGCCAAUGACGACGACGACGUGACGUCCGAGGCGAGCGACUCGGCGACCGCGGACGAUGUCGAGUAUGACGACGACGAAGAUGCCAUGUGCAAGCGGAAACGCAUCGGCACGUUCGACGCCUCCGAUGACACGUCGGGCUACGUGAGCCUCGCGUCCUGCGAAGAGGCCUUCCACGUCUCCAAGCGCCCCAAGCUCGAGUCCAUUGACUACUCGUGCUCGUACCCUGAGACGACGGCGCACGUCCAGCUCUCGGCCGUCCACAACGACCAGAUGCGCUUCUUCUUCACACCGUUUGGCGCGGGCCAGUCGGCAGGCGCGUCGCAGCCGCUCGCGGUGCAGUUUCCGUUUGUCGCGUCCGGGACGUUCGAGAUGGCCGGGUCGUCGCGCGUGAUCGCCACCAAGACGCGGUCGACGCCGGCGACUCCGCGCCUCGUGGACAUGGACGCCUAAUGGUCGCAUCUCGUAUUUAUCUCUCCCCCUCUUCAUCGCGACGACCACCUCCUCGAACCCUGUACUACUCGACUGUAAAAACACUACUCUUGCCCUCUCAUUAUCCCCCUGUCCAUCAAACGAAGAUGAAGAAGCGUCGUCAUAUAGCAACCGAGCAUACAAGAGGGUCCCUUAGGGCAUGGCCUGG